This is a messenger RNA of Erigeron canadensis, 1637 nucleotides long. Its product is annotated as aspartyl protease family protein At5g10770-like. The record is from RefSeq and is a predicted model, not a curated record. Gene Ontology annotation, molecular function: aspartic-type endopeptidase activity. Gene Ontology annotation, biological process: proteolysis. Lineage: Eukaryota; Viridiplantae; Streptophyta; Magnoliopsida; Asterales; Asteraceae. Bases 8 to 1411 code for a protein of 467 amino acids. The transcript is spliced from 2 exons.
AGCGGAGAUGAAACCAUCAUCCAAUUCUCUCAACCUGGCCCUCUAUUAUUCUCUCUUAUUUUUUGCUCUUGCUAAAAAGGAAUUUGUUUAUGAAACAAAUGAAGAAGCACAACAUUAUCAUACCCUUCAACUAAACUCUUUUUUACCAUCAUCUAAUUGUACCCCAUCCGCUAAAGGUGACAAGAAAGCGGGAUAUUUAGAAGUGGUUCAUAUACAUGGACCAUGUUCUAAAUUAAGUGAAGACAUGGUGACACCCUUGACAGUGGAAGAAAUAUUCACUCAUGAUCAAUCCAGAGUUGACUCAAUCAGGGCUAGAUUGACCACUGGCUCCAAGACCACUCUCCCUGCAAUACCUGGCAGUAUAAUCGGGUCAAGUAACUAUAUCGUGACUGUCGGAUUAGGUACCCCAACUAAAUACCUUUCACUCGUUUUCGACACAGGAAGUGUUCUAACUUGGACACAAUGCCAACCGUGUGACGGAACCUGCUAUACCCAACUAGAACCCAUAUUUGCACCAUCUGCAUCAACCACUUAUAGCAAUAUUUCCUGCAGGUCCACCAAAUGUGUUGGACUUGCUUCUGCAACUAGCAACAAACCCGGGUGUAGCUCAAACAAGUGUAUUUAUCGUAUUAACUAUGGCGACAAAUCUUUCACAACUGGAUUGUUUGGAAAAGACAAACUUAAACUAACUUCAAAAGAUAUAGUUAAUGAUUUCUAUUUUGGUUGUGGUCAAAACAACCAAGGAACAUUUAAUGGUGCUGCCGGGCUUCUAGGACUUGGUCGCGACAAUCUAUCUAUUGUGUCACAAACUGCUACAAAAUACGGAAAAGUUUUCUCUUAUUGUCUCCCAUCAAAGUCAAGCGCCACGGGCUAUUUGACAUUUGGAAGUAGCAUAGUUUCUAAAAAUGUUAAGUACACACCAUUCUCACCACAAUCACAAGGGAGCAAUUUCUAUGGUCUUGAUCUUCUAGCUAUAUAUGUUAGUGGAACUAAACUUGCAAUAAGCCCAACGGUGUUUACAUCCGCAGGUAUGAUCAUAGACUCGGGAACUGUCAUUACAAGGCUCCCUCCUACAGCCUACUCGGCUCUACGUAAAGCUUUCCGUGCAGGAAUGAAGAAAUACAAAUUGACUAAACCCUUUUCUAUACUUGAUACAUGCUAUGAUGUUACAAACACUUCCAAUGUUACAAUUCCAAAAAUAAGCAUGCUUUGGGGUGGGAAUGUGUUAGUUGAGACUCCACCUUCAGGUAUUAUCUAUAAAAAUGGCAAUAGUCAAGUGUGCUUAGCUUAUGCUUCAAAUAUGAAAGAUUCAGAACUUGCUGUAUUUGGAAAUUUUCAACAACAGACACUACAAGUUGUGUAUGAUGAGAAUGCAAAGAAGGUUGGAUUUGCACCAGGAGGAUGUGCUUAAACAAAAUAUGAAGAAAAGAAUUACUACUCUCAAUACAUAUAUGGAUAUAUAGUUUUUAAAAAUAAGUAAAAAGAUUGUUGAAAUAAGGUAUAGGUGUAAGUGUUGUUGGUUACCAUGUCGGAAUUUGUUCAACCAAAAGUAAAUUGUGAUUGCUUUCGAAUUUGGUAAAAGAAUCUGGAAUGCUUCAUAGAGAAAUCAAAAUUCCGAUUGGUUUCAGAUUCGAAUA